Lottia gigantea (owl limpet) is the source of this 180-nucleotide messenger RNA. RefSeq lists its product as hypothetical. Gene Ontology annotation, cellular component: membrane. The annotation marks the transcript as partial. The record is from RefSeq and is a predicted model, not a curated record. Lineage: Eukaryota; Metazoa; Mollusca; Gastropoda; Lottiidae. Gene Ontology annotation, biological process: transmembrane transport. The transcript has a single exon. Gene Ontology annotation, molecular function: ATPase-coupled transmembrane transporter activity.
CAGGGAUCUUUAGCAUAUGUUCCUCAAGAAGCCUGGAUCCAAAAUGCUACUGUUCUUGACAAUAUUAUAUUUGGCAAUGGUUUAGACUAUACAAAGUAUAACAAAACAAUUGAUGCUUGUGCACUACGUUCUGAUCUUGACAUACUACCAGGUGGUGAAAAAACAGAGAUUGGAGAAAAA